AUGGAAACCGAAAUUCUAGCAAAUAUUAACGUUCCUAACGUCAUCGACAGAGAUGAAUGUAUUUAUUGUUUCGAAACGUCUGUUAACAAUGUCUCCGAGGGCCAAACAACAGCUGACCAGUUACAUUCAUUGAACGUCUGUCUAUCAUGUUUUCAAUCUGUUUGUAAGCUACACCGGGAAUUACAUAUGAAUGUCACUGAGAACUCCUGUGAUACUGUGCAUACCAAUUAUUUACAAGUAGCAAAAUUAGAGAAACCAAAGAAGGAAUCUGACGAUGAAGGUAACACUACCCCUACAAAGAAGAUUAAACUACAAGUUACGGAGAAAUCAGAGGAUCAAUUAUAUGACACAGUAUGGAAAUUAUUGCACAUCGAUGGUGAAAACAUCGAGACUUUAUUGAAUAGCGAAUCUCUUGACGCUCAAAGUACCCCUGAGAAAAUAGCAUCCAUCCUAAACGCCAAAUCUCAACAGUUAGCAGAUCAAGCAAGUUCUUGGGAAUUAGAGAUACAUACAUGUGAACACUCUAGAAAUUUCAAUGUUGAUACAAUUCCUGUUUCGAAAGUGGACACUACCAAAUGUAACGAUUGUAAUUUAGAUUCAAAUUUAUGGUUAUGUUUAUAUUGUGGGAAUAUAGGCUGUGGUAGAGAGCAAAUAGGUAUUGAGGGCCAUUCACACGGGUUGAAACAUUAUGAGACUCAUAGAGACCACUGUUUGGCUAUUAAAUUGGGUUCAUUAAGUGAGAAUUCUAAUGAUUUAUAUUGUUAUCAAUGUGAUGAUGAAGUCAAAUUUAAUGAUGGUAACAAGACUUUAUCGUUAAUUUUGACCAAAUUUGGAAUUGACAUAUCGAGUAAGAUGGCUACUGAAAAGACUUUAACUGAGUUACAAGUGGAACAAAAUAUGAAUUGGGAUUUUAAGAUGACCGAUUCUCAAGGUAAUAAAUUAGUUUCUUUACAAGCAAACGAUGAGCUAGGAUGCGGAUUACUAAACCUUGGAAACUCAUGUUAUUUGAAUUCUGUCAUUCAAUGUCUAAUCAAUGAUGGUGUAUCUCAUUGGGGUGAACAAUUAAUAGAAGACAUCGGUGUCGAAUUCCCAAUGGACGUAGUUUAUCCUAGCAAUAAUUUGAAAUGCCAAUUAAUUAAAUUAACAAAUGCAUUGAAAAUGACCCCUGACCAAUACCCACAAGGAAUUAAACCUCGUACGUUUAAGAAGUGUAUUGGUGGUAACCAUGAGGAAUUUAGUUCGAAUAGACAACAGGACGCAAUGGAAUUUUUAACAUAUCUGAUUACACAAUUAGAUAAAAAAUAUUUCGAUAAGAGGUUUCCUACUGCUGAUGAUAUUAAUAAUAAUCCAAGUGACUUAAUCAGAUUCACAAUGGAAGAUAAGUUACAAUGUCAAACGUGCCAUAAAGUUAAAUAUUCGUAUAACACAGCAGAAGCAUUACAAUUACCUUUAUUAGAGAACGAUGACAUACAAGAUAUAAAGGAACGGUUGUCAGAUUUUUUUGCAAAUGAGACUAUUGAAUUUAAUUGUCCAUCUUGUCAUUCGGAUAUGGGUAAUGUUGCCACAAAACAAGCUCGUAUGAAGACCUUCCCUGACACAUUAGUAUUAAAUCCGAUCAGAAUUAAAUUGGUUAAUUGGACACCUGUAAAGACCAGUAAUGAGCUAGUAUUACCAGGUGUCGACGAUCCUGAAGAAACCUUAGAUAUGAGUCAAUGGAAAGCGCAUGGGUUCGAUUCGGAUAAAGAACAAUUGAUGGAAGAUAACGAGACAUCGGGAUUUAAACCUAAUAUUGAAACAAUGUCACAAUUGAAAGAAAUGGGUUUUAGUGAAAAUGCCAGUAUGAGAGCAAUAUAUGCAACUGGGAAUCAACCUGGAAAUACUGAAUCCGCUAUGAAUUGGUUAUUCCAACAUGUUGACGACGCCGAUUUGAAUGAUCCAUUUGAACAACCACCAGAAGAAGACAAACAAAAGAACAAUGAAGUCGACUCUAAUGUAUUAGAUAGUAUGUUAGCCAUGGGCUUAGACGGCAAAUUGUCCAAGAAAGCAUUAUUAUUGAACCAAGGAGAUGUCAAUCGUAGUAUUGAAUGGGUAUUCAAUAACAUGGACGACGAUGGAGAAAUUGAUGAAAUAAGUACCACCACUAACAUUGAUGGUAACAAUAAUGAGGUUAAAGAAUAUGGUUAUACCGAACCACCACGUUAUAAAUUGAGAGGAGUUGUUUGUCAUAAAGGUAAUUCCGUUCAUUCUGGACAUUAUGUUGCAUUUAUUAGAAAAUCUGUCCCUGACAUGCCUGGAGAACAAUGGGUAUUAUAUAAUGACGAAAAGAUUGUCUUAGCACAGGAUACUCAAGAGAUACGUCAAAAUGGGUAUAUCUAUUUCUACUCUCGCUCAUAA
Maudiozyma saulgeensis is the source of this 2394-nucleotide messenger RNA. Lineage: Eukaryota; Fungi; Ascomycota; Saccharomycetes; Saccharomycetales; Saccharomycetaceae. The record is from the annotation of a GenBank genome assembly.